AAGUAGAGGACGAUAGAUAGAUAGAAAGGAACACAACAAUCGAAUUUGUCAUGACAGAUGACUAGUAUAUAUGUAUAUAUAUAAUAUUGAAUCAAUGGAUGGAUGAACAAAUGGAUGGAUGGAUGGAUGGAUGGAUGAAUGGAUUACCUCUACGUUUCUCUCUCACUCUCUCUCUCUAAGGUCAAUUGGAAUGAAACAACAUCAAAUAUAAAUAAUUGAACGUCCUUGAUAUAUUUACACCUUGUUAUCAUUUACGAACCAUUCACUUUUGAUACAAAACGACAAUCAGUCAUUACACACACACUCACACACGUACAUCAUUUUUACAUUUAGUUCAAAACGAAAUAGGUUGAAUGGAAUCACCUUUUUAUUAUAUACAUAUAUACAGAUAUUCUGUCAUGACCAAUAUAUGAAGUCAUGGUUGAACUUACCAUUCUCUUUUUAUUUUUUAUUUUCUGUAGAGUGCUGAACAGAAGCCCACUGCUGCCAACCCCAUGAAGGCUCUCAACAUUGAAAAGCUUGUUCUCAACAUCUCUGUUGGUGAAUCUGGUGAUCGUUUGACCCGUGCUGCCAAGGUGCUCGAACAAUUGACUGGUCAAACCCCUGUCUACUCCAAGGCUCGCUACACUGUCCGUACUUUCGGUAUCCGUCGUAACGAAAAGAUCUCUGUUCACGUUACUGUCCGUGGUCCUAAGGCUGAAGAAAUUUUGGAACGUGGUUUGAAGGUCAAGGAAUACGAAUUGCGUGACCGUAACUUCUCUGCCACCGGUAACUUUGGUUUCGGUAUUGAUGAACACAUUGAUUUGGGUAUCAAGUAUGAUCCUUCCAUUGGUAUCUACGGUAUGGAUUACUACGUUGUCAUGGGUCGCCCUGGUUUCCGUGUCGCUCGUCGCAAGCGUGCUCAAGCUUCCGUUGGUGUCAACCACAAGAUCAAGAAGUCUGAAAGCAUCGAAUGGUUCAAGUCUCGUUUCGAUGGUAUUGUUUUGAACAAAUAAAUAGUAUGUUCUUUCUCCUCUACUUCUUUUUUUUUAUCAACUGUUUAUGCAUUCUCUCUCUGUUACAAAUACAAAUAAAAAAAUUUAUCUAGUUUUUUUUAUGGGCCAUUCU
This is a messenger RNA of Halteromyces radiatus, 1107 nucleotides long. Its product is annotated as 60S ribosomal protein L11. The coding region runs from base 495 to 995 and encodes 166 amino acids. Gene Ontology annotation, biological process: translation. Lineage: Eukaryota; Fungi; Mucoromycota; Mucoromycetes; Mucorales; Cunninghamellaceae. Gene Ontology annotation, molecular function: structural constituent of ribosome; RNA binding. The record is from RefSeq and is a predicted model, not a curated record. Gene Ontology annotation, cellular component: ribosome; cytosolic large ribosomal subunit. The transcript is spliced from 2 exons.